AUUCCACGCAGUAUCAGUGUACGCUGAGCCGCAAGAUGUUCAGCUUCGCGGUAAUCGCUUGGCUGCUGUCCUGCAGCGCUGUGCUGGGCAUUGAGGUUGACUUGCAGCUAGGCCGCAUACGUGGUGUCAAUCUGACAUCGAGACUGGGUUUGCCGUUUCAUGCUUUUCGCGGCAUACGCUAUGCGGAGCCGCCACUGGCUGAGUUGCGCUUUAAAAAUCCACAGCCAGUUAAUGCCUGGGCACCGGCUACUUUCGAUGCUGAACAGGACGGACCCAUGUGCCCGCAGCCGUGGGACAAUAUGACAGAUGUGUCAGAGGACUGUCUCCGCCUGAAUGUGUAUACGAAAAAUCUAAACGCAACUGCUCGUCUGCCAGUCAUUGUGUUUCUGCAUCCCGGUGGAUUCUAUGUAUUCUCUGGCCAGAGCAAAUACUUUGCCGGCCCGGCGCAUAUGAUGGAUCGCGAUUGUGUGCUGGUCACACUGAACUAUCGUUUGGGGAGCCUCGGUUUCCUAGCCACAGGCAGUGCAGAUGCCCCCGGCAAUGCUGGACUCAAGGAUCAGGUACUGGCCCUGCGCUGGAUUCAGCAGCACAUCCAUCGCUUUGGCGGCGAUCCUCAGUCGGUGACGCUGCUGGGUUACAGUGCGGGCAGCCUGAGCAUCGGCUUGCACAUGUUGUCGCCGAUGUCGCGGGGUCUGUUCCAUCGUGGCAUCUGUAUGAGUGCCUCGCCCUAUGGCCAGUGGGGAUAUGAGACGGCGGAUGUGCAGCUGGCACAGCGCCAGGCACGUCUCCUGAACUGUCCAGAGCAGCCAGUUAAGGAUUUGGUCAGUUGUCUGCGUGAGAAACCCAUGCAGGACUUUGUUAGCUCCUACAACGGCAUGUUCGAGAUUGGCUGGAAUCCAGUGCUCAACUGGCUUCCAGUCAUUGAACAGGACUUUGGUCAGGAGCGUUUUCUGCUCGAGGAUCCAUACAAAACGGCUCAGAGUGGACACUUUUACAAGGUGCCUCUCAUCACGGGCAUCACCGAGUUUGAGUUUCUCUCGGGCGCAUUCUUUGAUUUGCGCAAUGACAGCAUACGCGAAAAGCUGAAUGCUAACUGGGAGCAUUUUGCACCCAUAGCGCUGCUGUUCGAGCGGGACACGCCCCACUCGCGGCAGGCCAGUGCUGUGCUACGAAACGAGUAUCUGGGCAGUGGUUGCAUCGAGAAUCCGGGAUCCCUGCAAGGCCUGGGCAGGCUCUAUAGUGAUGCCCUCAUAGGCGUCGAGUACCAUCGAUUUAUGCGCCUGAUGUCCUCCCAUACACCCAUAUACACGUACUAUUUUCGCUACAAGGGGCGCUACAGCUUCCUGAAGCAUCCCGAUACCAAUCAAACUUUUGGUGCCGUACAUCACGACGAACUCUUGUACUUGUUUCACGUUCCGAUUCUAACUCCUCUCCUCAAACAGAGCGACCCCGAGAAUUUGCUUAUUGAACGGCUCACACGAAUGUGGACUGAGUUCGCCAGAAAGGGCGAUCCCCACAAUGCAACUGAUGAAUACUUACGCGGCCUUCAUUGGCCUUUAUACAAUUCCCAUGAUCAAGCGUACUUAGAAAUUGAUAUCAAUCUAACGGCGAAAAAUGGCAAUAUUCACGAAGAACGUUUCAAAGUUUGGGAUGAACUGUUUCCGUUUCCGAGCUUCUAACUGAAAUAUGACAAUGUUACUCUUAUCCAUAUGAUUACAUGCAAGAUUUGAAUUGAAAGAUUUGAAUUAAGAAUAAACUAAAAAUGCCGAAAAUGCGCUUCACAGCCCAAUAAUAGCUUA
Drosophila montana is the source of this 1799-nucleotide messenger RNA. RefSeq names its product juvenile hormone esterase. The record is from RefSeq and is a predicted model, not a curated record. The transcript is spliced from 4 exons. Bases 36 to 1679 code for a protein of 547 amino acids. Lineage: Eukaryota; Metazoa; Arthropoda; Insecta; Diptera; Drosophilidae.